Messenger RNA from Eurytemora carolleeae, 1052 nucleotides. RefSeq lists its product as uncharacterized. The transcript is spliced from 2 exons. The annotation marks the transcript as partial. Lineage: Eukaryota; Metazoa; Arthropoda; Copepoda; Calanoida; Temoridae. The record is from RefSeq and is a predicted model, not a curated record.
UACUCUGCAGUGAUUCAUCAAAAUGGAAAACUUUAGUACAAUUAAGAAAAAGAUAGAAGAGUUCAUCAUACAUAUCGAUCAUGAAUGUCCGAAGACUCAGAGAGAUGAGGAUGUUAGGAGACAGAUGAAAUGGAGAGGGAAUUUCUUCCUAGGAAUUCUUAACAACAUGCAAAUGAUACUUAUAAAACGAGGAAGUGUUGAAACUGGUGAUAGUCCUUAUAAGGAUUUUGACAAGGAUUUUAAUGAAGUUCUAAAGCUACUGGAUAGCCACCAGACGGAUAAUCCAAGGUGCAAUGUUGAAAAGUCCGAGUGGGAUGCAAAUGUUCAGGAACUCAUGACUGCCUAUGAAUCUCUGCCAAGGCAUAUUGUGAACCCAUCAUUUCAACCUAAUGCUGACUCCGCUCGCUCCCCUUUUUCACCAACAAAUGUUUGUAGUGAAAUAAUUAGGAGAAAUCUCUUCAAAAGUCCCAAGGUACAGGCUAGAGAAAUAGUGGCUGAGGAUGUUUCAGAAGAAAGUCCGAGUGAAGCUGCCACAGAGUCUUCUGACAACUGUAAUUCAGUGGAAUUGACCGAAUUAAAAGAAAGACUGUUAAAAACAGAUGCCAAGAAAUCAAGAGAGGAACGUGGUAAGGUUGUUGACUACAUUGUGGCUAACAAAGAUGUCUUGGCUCACAACAAGUGUUUGCUGUGUGGUUAUGAGUUCACUUUAUUCAAAAACCUUUACAAACAUUACAGAAAUGUUAAGUGUACGAAACCAACUAACAUAAGAAAGAAACCUGAGAAAAAAGGUAGCGUAAAGCCGGUAGGCAGUAGGCCUACAUCUAUACCUGUAGUAGUUGAUAAGACUGGGGUUCAGCUGACUCAAGAAGAAGAAGAUAUUGUGGAUACCUCUGUUAUUGAACAUUACGACGAAACCGAGAGUAUUCUGACUUUUAUUUGCCACCCCCUGGAAAUAGAUGUUUGUGAUAGUCUUCCCGACAACCAGGGAAGAGAGAGAGAAAGAGAAGAUAUAUUUGAAGAGGUUAUAGAUGAGAGUAGAUCUCAUAGAUCAC